AUGGACGUUAACGAGCUAAUUCAAGACGCGCAAAGGUUUAUGGACCAAGGCAGACAUGAGGAGGCGGUGGACUCUUUGACUCGUGCUGCCCAGCAAAAUCCCAACGAGAAACAGGCUUCUGUGAUUGAGGAGCUUAUUGAAAGACUUGGACAACAUGUCGUGAACAACAGUGACGGAAACGCCUCUCGUGACGUUGGCAGCAGCUUGUUCAACACGUUUAUGGGGGGCAUGGGCAGUGGCCACGGCAAUUCGGGCGGAUCACAAUCACAGCUGGGGAAAUUGGCGCUUUUGAGCAAGAUUUUGGGGUCUUCCAACAAAAACUCUGGCGGUUUCAACUUGUCGUCCGUGGCAUCCAUGCUUGGAGGCAGUGGUAAGACAAGCUCUUCUGGCUCUCAUUCUGCCGCUGGAGGCUUGACUGGGGCUGCUUUGGGUGCUUUGGCAGGUCAGUUUUUUGGCAAACAAAGCUCCCAGUCGCACAACAAUCAGAACCAGUACGGCAAUCAAAAUCAGUACGGCAAUCAGAACAUGGGCCAAAACCAGGGACACUCCCAAUCUCAGUCGAGUCUAGGUGGCUUGGCAGCAAUGGCAAGUUCGUUUCUCGGAGGCGGCAAGCAAUCAGGUCAGUAUCAAGGCAACUCACAACACGGCGGGAACGGCAACUACGGACAAUCGCAACACCAUAAUCAGGUGAACCAGGGUGGAUACAACCAGGGAAACCAAGGCGGAUACAAUCAAGGAAUUCAUGGUGGGUACAACCAGGGCAAUCAAGGUAAUUUCAACCAAGGAAAUCAGGGUGGAUAUAAUCAAGGAAACCAAGGUGGAUACAACCAAGGAAACCAGGGUGGCCACAAUCAAGGAAUUCAGGGCUGGCACAACCAGGGCAAUCAAGGUAAUUUCAACCAAGGAAACCAGGGUGGAUAUAAUCAAGGAAACCAAGGUGGUUACAAUCAAGGAAGCCAGGGUGGUUACAACCAGAACAACCAGGGAGGGAGACCAGGUGGUUACGGAGAAAACAACAACUAUGACUCAUCCUCACAGUACGAUCGUCCAAGCCAAGGCCAACAAAGACCAAACCAGGGCUUCAACUUUGCUGGCAACUUUGUGCCUUGA
This is a messenger RNA of Lachancea meyersii CBS 8951, 1110 nucleotides long. The record is from the annotation of a GenBank genome assembly. Lineage: Eukaryota; Fungi; Ascomycota; Saccharomycetes; Saccharomycetales; Saccharomycetaceae.